AUGACGGAGGUACUUGGUACCGUUGCCGACGACGCCGCACGGGCUAGCGAUGUAUCCGAGUCGGGCUCAGAACCGGAACCAAAAUCAAUAGGGACCGUGAAUAUUCACAACCCUGCAGUCACUUACGGGAGACUAAAUCCUGAAAUCGAGGAGAAUAUCUUGAUCCUCGACUCUGUGUCCGACGAUGGCCUGCGUUGCGAUGCCACGAAUCGCCUAAAGAUGCUCUGGCCCGACGUGGACGAGAACGACCGUGCCUCUGACACUAUCGGCCGAGAGGCCGCAGAUACCAAUAGACCGAGCCGAGGCGAAUGCCCCGACGGCUCGUCUCCGGAAACCUAUUCUGGUGCGAUAUCCCUCCUGGACCUCCCCUCCGAACUCAUCGAUGCUAUAUUAUCAUGGCUACCCCCCUUGGAGCUCGCCGCUGUCUCGCUCGUCUGCCGCGUGAUACGUAAACUAGCGAACUCGGACUCGCAAUGGAGGCGGCAUGUGAUGUCGAAUCUGCCGGGACGCAGGAUCACUACUCCGUACCCCUGCCAGAGUUGGCGCGAGCUUUACGUAUCUCACGACCCGUACUGGUUCCUGACAAAGCAUAAGCUGUGGUUUUGCGAUCGCGAGCUGACAGGCCAGCUUAUCAUUAUCCGCUAUGACGAACGACGAGGCUGCAUCGAAGGCUACCAGCUGCUUGCGACGCGCAACCGAGACGGGAGCGAGCCGUGGAUUGCCGACCAGGACGUCCAUAUCCACUACUUCGAACCCACCGUGAAGCUUCACCUCGACAAGGCCAUUUUACAGCUCAACAUCGACAGCCUCGAGAACAUCAUCCGCAACAAGUCGGUCUCCCCGCCGGUCCGGCACUUUUUUUCGGAGCAGCCGAUGCCUCUUAACAAGGGGGCGGAUCCGCGGUUUAGCAACUUUCUCCUCGCGAAGCCGCUCGGCAAAAAGACCCUAGGGGGUCGGAUGUCGAAUAAAUUUCCUCAUGGUUACAUUUGGCCCCCGCCCGCGAUUCCGGCUCAUCAUCGUGUGUCAGGUCAGCCCGCGGGUGUCCACCCGUUAGCGACGUCGGUCAACUAUACGUCGGCUUCUACGUCGAUUUUUCAACCGCGUAACCGCUCGGAGGCGUCCGAUCAGAUAUUCCGCAUUCGGCAGUGGAUGGAGAUGGGGCCGCCAGCCCUCGGGGUGCACGUCGCCGAGGAAGUGGUAACUUACUCGACCCUCGACCCUAUCCUAUAUACCCCGACCCCAGAGAAACCUUGGAGGGGGAUCUGGGUGGGCGACUAUAGCGGCCACGGCUGCGAGUUCCUGCUGGUUAAUCAGCCCGAACACGAAGAGGAAAGGGAUAAGGCGCCGCUGGUACGCUUAGAGGGCGAAACGGAGGCGGAAUUCCACGAGCGGUUCUUGUACGAGCGUGUUCAUCGCGGCCGGUUGGAAGCGAUCAAACUGACCGGCGACGCGAACGUACCCAGGGGUGAGUAUACGUUCGUCGCGGAUGAUCUCGGCGACGACGGAUUCAUCGGCGUGGCCCGGGAGCCGCCGUUUCAGGGCGCUCGAGUUGUCAAGAGCAAAGGCCACAUCGCACACAUGGGAUUUUAUAAUGACAAAUAUAUCGAGUCUCAACUCCUGUUACUCUCCCAUAACCGCUUGGCACAAUACUGGGUCGGCUUUGGCCAUAUCAGUUUCUUUGAGAGGGUCGAUAUUGAUCAGUUCCUCGUGCCUAAAUAA
This is a messenger RNA of Durotheca rogersii, 1719 nucleotides long. Its product is annotated as F-box domain-containing protein. Gene Ontology annotation, molecular function: protein binding. The record is from RefSeq and is a predicted model, not a curated record. The transcript has 4 exons. NCBI's taxonomy places the organism in Eukaryota, Fungi, Ascomycota, Sordariomycetes, Xylariales, Xylariaceae. Bases 1 to 1719 code for a protein of 572 amino acids.